This is a messenger RNA of Durusdinium trenchii, 1428 nucleotides long. The record is from the annotation of a GenBank genome assembly. NCBI's taxonomy places the organism in Eukaryota, Dinophyceae, Suessiales, Symbiodiniaceae.
CUCGACUAGCAAAACCCUCGAAGAAAUCGCGGAGAAAAACGCGGCCGAUCUUGCGUGCCCGGCUCGUCCCUCGAGUGGGCGCCAUGCCGUCGAUGAAGCGGCCGGCGGGAACAGAGUUGGAGACGACACCUGUGAAGAAGGCAAAGAGCGUUGGUGUCUCAUGGACUAAGGGGCCUCUCCCACUUGAUGCCAAGCUCAAGCGAACGGAGGUGACAUCGAAUGCCUCAUACAUGGACAAGCGCAGUGACCAGUGUGAUGGCCUCACUGUCAGGGAGUCAUUGACCUUGCAGUUCAAGAAUGCCUCUGGAGAGAAGGUUGCCUACAAGAAGAGCGAUUUGCGCUAUGACCUGCAAGCGAAGCGUUUGGAGCUGGUGCCGGCUGUGCCCAUGAAGGUCAGCUGCUCGCUGGUGAAGGUCAAGCACACGUCAGCUGCUGCUUCUCUGGCCAGUGGUGUUCCACUGCACAACGGAGUCCUCAUGCCGGUGGUGGGCUUCGGCACCUACAAGCUGUCGAAGUCGGAGGUGAUCAAGCCCUUGGUGAACGCCUUGAAGAUGGGUUACCGCUUGAUCGACACCGCCCAGGUCUAUGAGAACGAGCAGGGCGUAGGUGAGGCGAUUCGGCAGAGCGGCGUGGCACGGGAGGAUGUCUUCAUUGAAACGAAGGUUUGGCGCUCCAGCCAUGGCUACGAGAGGACCAUCAAGGCCUGUAAGCAGUCGCUUCGCAAGCUGGGCGUGAACUACCUGGACCUCUAUGUCAUUCACUGGCCUGGGCCCAAAACCGGUUGGCCUCUCAAGCGAGGUCAGGUGUGUCCUCCGGACUGGACUCCGGCGAUGCGGGACAAGGGCACCUGGCGCGCCAUGGAGGAGCUCUACGAGCAGGGCCUCGUGAAGGCCAUCGGGGUGACGAACUAUUCCUUGCGGCAUUUGAAGCAGCUGCUGAAGACCUGCAAGAUCAAGCCCAUGGUGAACCAGGUGGAAUUUCAUCCACGCUUAGUUCAACAAGAGAUGCUGGACUUCUGUCAGAAGCAUGGCAUCGCGCUGCAAGCCUAUGCCUCCUUGGGAUCUGGCGAUGCGAAGCAGGCGGAGGACUUCUUCGCGUUUCCACCGGUGCAGCAGGCGGCCAAGGCGCACAAAGCCACGGGAGCCCAGGUUUUGCUGAAGUGGGCGAUGCAGAAGGGCUGCCAUGUGAUUCCCAAGUCGGUGCGUCCCGAGCGGAUGAUGGAGAACGCGAACGUCUUCGGUUUCAAGCUGUCGAGCUCCGAGAUGAAAGCCUUGGAUGGCUUGCACACGGGCACGCGCUACGCGUGGAAGGGGGUGGAUCCCGACACCGUGCAGUGAGCCUGCCGAUGAAGUGAAAAGACAGUGAGGCAGUGCCGCAAGAUUCGUAGUGAAGAUUGGUGGGUGUAGUCACGCAAGUCUACCAUAUGUG